Molecule: messenger RNA, 2050 nt
Organism: Alosa sapidissima (American shad)
Lineage: Eukaryota; Metazoa; Chordata; Actinopteri; Clupeiformes; Clupeidae
Gene: swsap1
Product: SWIM-type zinc finger 7 associated protein 1
Exons: 2
Coding region: 242-1126 (294 amino acids)
Biological process (GO): double-strand break repair via homologous recombination
Cellular component (GO): Shu complex
Molecular function (GO): single-stranded DNA binding
Source: RefSeq, a predicted model, not a curated record
GAGAGGGACACUGAUUACUUCCUUGUUGCUUGCUUUUUAACAGACGUCUACACUGACCAAUCAGAUAUCACAGUGCGUACUUAGGGCGUGUAGAGAUACUGAACGCGGGAAUCAAAAAGUUGCGGAAAGUUGCCUGACUGUUGUCAUUCUGUGGAAAUGUAAAAAUAUGUGAUUGUACUGCCAUGGUUAGCUUCGUGAGCAUCUCAGUGUCUAUUACCAGAGGAGCGACAAAUUAGUUGUCAUGGCUGCCAUUUUGGAGGCAGUAUUUAGAAGGCAUGGUUGUUCUACUACAACCUCUUCAGGAGACGCGAGCGUGUUGUGUCACAGCUCUACCGAAUGUAGUUCGGUGGUCGUCGUUGGAGAGCGAGGCGUCAGCAGUGCGUUGUUAUUCCUGACAGCAGUGACAGCUGCCACAGAACUUGGCCAUAGAGUUAUGUUUUACACCCAUACUGCCAUUCAAAAGUUUCCAAUCCCAGUUAAGGAGUCCGUGACUAGCUUGAAACCAGACAGUCUGAAGAAAAUCCAGUUUGUGUACCCCAGAUCCUUAGAGGAUCUGCUACUGAACGUGGCCUCCUUACAUGAGCAGGCCUCAGGGGCAGCUGCUGCCCCGUCUCUAGUGCUGGUGGACGGGCUGGACGCUUACCUGCGUGGGAUGGGCGAAGGUGCCAGAGGACCUCAGAGAGAGGAGAUGAGUGCCACAGCGCACCUGGCAGCUCUGCUGACCGACACGUCCUCCUUUUUCAACCCCAUGCAUGAGAAAGCGGAGGCGAGUAGAGGUACGGAUAGGGGUGCUGCGCUUCCGUGCCGUGUCAUCGUGUCCUUCCACUCUGACUGGGAAGCAGCGACUACUGAUCCUGUGUUGUCGGUGCUAGAUCGUUACAUACCAACACGCUGCACCUUGGUUCAGGACUUGCGUUCCAUGGCUGGUGGGGAUGAGUUACUGCAUGAUUGGCAGGUGCAUCUCUCUGGGGCAGGGGUUAGUCCUGGGGCUGCCAACAGACUGCAGUGGCAUUUAGCUGUUCAUGCCAAUGGUGCUAUGAAGUUUUCUCUAACCAGCAAACUGAGAGAGCCUAGAGACUCAGACCAGCAAAGGGAAGGGGUUCAAAAUCAGUUGCAUUCUACAUAGUAUUAAACUCCCCCUCUUUCCUGUUAAAUGGAAGACUGAAGAGGUAGCGAAAUAUGUAUGUAUAUAUAUAUAUAUAUGUAUGUAUAUAUAUACACUGUAUAUUAGAGAGAGAGAGAGAGAGACUAAAGUUAAAGGAAAAAAGUGUUUGUUUAGGUGAAAACUUAUUGUCAUCAGCAAUAUUGUCGUCUGCUAUUACACAAAGAAAAGAAGACACAAUUAAUUGGGAUGAAGUUUAUGUAUUGUAAGUAUAAAAAUGGUUCAGUGUGUUUACAUCUGACAGUCUUUGUCUGUAUAGAAUAAUAAGUUAUUUACACAAAUAUCAUUCUUUGAAACAGUUUUAAAACAAAUUAAAAUGUUAGAAUGUAAGAAAAGUACAUAUUUAUAGAAAGUACAAUAAUUCCAUGUGAUAAAAUUACCAAAAAAACUGACAAGAGAAUUCACAAACAUUCUGUUGAUCAUAGUCCUGUUUCGUUUUACUUGCAGUGUGUGGUACUAUGAUAUUUGUUUAUAAAUUGAUAUUUAUAUUUACAUGUUUUGUGUUAUUCAAUACAACAGUCACAAGAGACAUGUCUUAGAUCACAAGUCUACAUGAAGGUGAACAUGAAGGAGGUUAACUAACUGAAAGCUUUGGUCUGGCCCUCAAGAAAAAAGAGAAGGCAGAGCUACUUACAGAGUUAUUCAUAUAGUGUAUUUCUGGAUAUGAAACAAAAUUACAUACAAAUAUAUUGAAUGAAAUAUCACAUGACACAACAAGGUAAAAAAAUCUUGACAAAAUAAACACAGUUUUUACUGCAAAUUUGCAAAAUUCAAACUGGCAUCCUCUGGAGAUACUUGCUAGCUAUUGGCUACUGAGAGAAUGCCUUGAAAUAUUUUUGAAUGUCUCCAGGGUCAAGGCAAAUAAAUGUCUUUGAAAACAACAUUACA